Messenger RNA from Pistacia vera, 1723 nucleotides. Its product is annotated as probable galacturonosyltransferase-like 9. Gene Ontology annotation, cellular component: Golgi apparatus. The transcript has a single exon. Gene Ontology annotation, molecular function: glycosyltransferase activity. The record is from RefSeq and is a predicted model, not a curated record. Lineage: Eukaryota; Viridiplantae; Streptophyta; Magnoliopsida; Sapindales; Anacardiaceae. The coding region runs from base 300 to 1466 and encodes 388 amino acids.
AUUUAACGAACCCAAUCCCUCUUACUCUCUCUCUCUUUAUAACACACAGAAAACCAGAACCGCGUUUUCCUUAGCAAAAUCACCUCCAAGAGCCAAGAAUUAUCAACUUCUGUGUUGAAAUUUCCUUUUCCCCUUUAUUUGUUAAACCAUCUCGAGGACUAUCAUCAUUUUUUUGCACUUCCACUUUCUAUAUUAUCAGCGCAAUGCAAAUCACUGAGUAUUAAACAUUUCAGUUCCUUAGCUUUCAAGAAUCCGAAAACCAGAAGCCCUUUCUUGUUCAAGAAAAAGAAAAGUCUUGAAUGAUGGUCGGUUUCCGAUUAAAAGCUGCCGUUUGUCUACUUUUUUAUUUAGUAUUUCCGCCGUUUUGUCUCGGGAUUCGUUCUAUUCGGACCAGAGACAUUGACGGUAGAGAUGUGUUGGGAUUUGAUCGGUUUGCUGAGGCGCCGGAAUACCGCAACGGGAGAGGUUGUCAGGUCUCAGCUAAUGACGGGGAGUUUGGAUUGAAGCCCUCAUCGUGUGACCCCUCUCUAGUUCACAUCGCAAUGACUCUAGACUCCGAGUAUAUACGUGGCUCUAUCGCGGCCGUCCAUUCUGUUAUCAAACACGCUUCUUGUCCGGAAAACAUCUUCUUCCAUUUCAUAUCUGCUGAGUUCGACCUGGCGAGUCCCCGAGUCUUGACUCAACUCGUCCGAUCCACGUUCCCUUCACUCAAGUUUAAAGUUUACAUCUUCCGCGAAGACACGGUGAUAAAUCUGAUAUCAUCUUCAAUUCGUGAAGCGUUAGAGAACCCACUGAACUACGCAAGAAACUAUCUUGGGGACAUCCUGGACACCUGCGUCGACCGAGUCAUUUACCUUGACUCAGACCUCUUACUGGUUGACGACAUUCACAAACUCUGGAACAUUCCGUUAACCGGGUCCAAAGUCAUUGGCGCACCGGAGUAUUGUCACGCGAAUUUCACGAAAUACUUCACAGACGACUUCUGGUCUGACCCACUCUUGUCACGGGUAUUUGGGUCAAGAAAGCCCUGCUAUUUCAACACGGGUGUCAUGGUGAUGGAUUUAGUGAAGUGGCGAGAAGGAAAUUACCGGAGAAGAAUAGAGAACUGGAUGGAAAUGCAGAGGAAAAAGAGGAUUUAUGAGCUGGGUUCUUUGCCUCCAUUUUUACUGGUGUUUGGUGGUAAUGUAGAGGCUAUUGAUCACCGGUGGAACCAGCACGGACUCGGCGGUGAUAAUGUGAAGGGGAGCUGUCGGUCAUUGCAUCCGGGUCCAGUUAGUUUGUUACAUUGGAGUGGUAAAGGUAAACCUUGGGUUAGACUUGACGCCAGAAAGCCUUGUCCUCUGGAUUAUCUUUGGGAACCUUAUGAUCUUUACAAGCAUAAAAGUAUAGUGGCCAAAGAUCAGCCUUCUUUGGUGUUUUCAUCUUCUAGUUCGUCGCCAUUGAUGGAAUUUACGAGUUAUUUGUAAUGGUUCUUCUUCAUUACGCUCAUUAUUUUACCAUUCUUUGAUAGAUGUGUACAGUCACAGAUUGGUGGGAUUAGGGUUGGGUUUGGGAAAUCAUUGAUGGGAUUUGGGGGCUUUUUUUUUUCUUCUUUAAUUUUUUAUUAUUAAUUUCUCGGAGAUUUUCCAAUUCUUUUUUUGUUCUUUUUAUUUUGGGGUUCCAGUGCUUGGAACAGUUUUGAUGAAUUGAUUUCAUUGUAUGUAUUAAUUGUAUUAUUACGGUA